GCGUCGGGUAAUGGAAAAAGUAAAACAAAUAAUCCUUAUCAAAAGAUGGUGCAGGUACGUUUUCAGGGACUAGUUAUAAGGAGGAGCUGGUGUGUUGUCUUGUGUCAUCCAAAUGAGGGUCAACAUAGGAAAUAGUUGUAAUUCUUGUACGCGUAUUUAAGUAAUGUUAUGUGGAAGCACCAUCCUUUGAUGCACCAUUCUUGUCUCGUACACUAUUACGGAAGAUAAGAAGAGGAAACACUUUAAUUGCAAACAUGUGGACGAAAUCUACACUUUUACUACUUGUACUAUGUGCCUUAUUCCUGACAACCGACAGCGCCAACCUAUGUGGCUUCUGUGAUGUUUUAAAGCAGUGCGUAAGCUUUCCCGCCUGCAAACAGUACUGGGACAUAUGCAAGUGUGAAGCUAUACCCUCGGACAUCCAAUGUGGCGUUGCUGAAUCUCCUCCCAUACCUAGGAUAUCCACCUACAUCGUUGGCGGACGGGACGUUGGCGAGUGCGAGUUGCCAUGGACCGUCGCGCUGUUCAUCAAGGGUUCCUUGCGUUGUGGAGGCGCCAUCAUCGACGACAGACACAUCAUCAGUGCAGCUCACUGCCUCAUGGGAAUAAGGAAUGCCAAAGAUGUAACUGUGGGGCUCGGAUCCUCAGACAGACGCCGAACACGAAAUGCAACAGUAUCAGCCUUCAGCAUGCAUCCAGAGCAUUGGUCAGAUGUCAACGAUAUUGUACUUUUAAGACUAAAAGAACCCAUCAAGUUUAGCAAAUGCAUACGUCCGAUUUGCCUUCCACCUCAAGACCAUCAGUAUAAACCCAUGCAGAAAUGCAUUGUUGCUGGAUGGGGACUUACAUCAGAGACGAGGCUGUUCCAGCCGUUCCAGCUACAGAAGGUGAAAGUACCGCUGGUGGAGUGGGAGACGUGCCAGACGGCGUACAACAUGGUGGACACACAACUCUGCGCCGGUUACUUCGACAAAGGAGGAAAAGAUUCCUGUAAUACUGAUUCCGGCGGUCCUCUGAUUUGCGACUACAACAACAAAUGGACUCUGAUUGGAGUUGUGUCUAGUGGUGUUGGUUGUGCUCGGCCCAUGUUUCCUGGAAAAUAUACAAGAGUGUCCAAAUAUAUCGCUUGGAUUGACUAUGUAACGUCAGCGAGGAAGCCUUAUCACUACUAUAAAGUCAUGGGUUGGUGUGAGGGAAUUCGCGUCUGGAGUCUCUGGUGGCGAGUUUUUGUGUUUACUCUCUGCUUGUUGACAUUUGUGUGUAGGAGCCACGGUCAAACACGCAGAUGUGGAGAGCACUGUCCGUACUUCCGCCAAUGUUACCCCACAUCCCAGGUGUGCCAGCUACUCUACAGAUACUGUCAAUGUGGGCGCCCACCUUCCGUACGACCUCCUCCAAGGACAACCACGACUACCGUUCCCUUGUUAACUGUGAAAGACUGUGGUGUGAGCUCCAUAACCGGCCCGGCCCAGAUGUACGUGGCAUCUAGCCGUAUUGUGGGAGGGGAUGCGUCUGCAGAGUGUCAGUUUCCCUGGAUGGCUGUAGUGGCAACCAGAAGCAGCCUGUGCGGUGGCAGCAUCAUCGACGACAGACACGUCCUCACUGCUGCUCACUGUGUCGUAAGACGAAAUGUUGUGGUAAACCCAAGACGGUUGACUAUAGGAGUUGGGUCUUCGAGUCGGAACAGAGCAAGACGAUUUCGUGUCUCUCAAGUCACGGUCCAUCCUCAGUACCGAAGCAGUAGUUUCUCUAACGACCUUGCCGUCAUCACGUUGACAAGGAGGUUGCAAUGGUCACAGUGUGUUCGCCCCGUCUGUCUCCCUGACCAACUCGACACUGCUCUUGUUGGGCAAAUAUGUGUUGCUGCCGGAUGGGGACUAACAAAUGAGAAAAACUCACGGGCCGAGAAUAAUCUCCGGAGCGUCAAAGUGCCAAUAGUGAGCAGUGCUACAUGCAGAAGGAUAUAUGGAUCCCGGAACUUUGACACAAACAACAUCUGUGCUGGUGACGUUAGAGCCGGAGGCAUUGACUCUUGUCGGGGAGACUCCGGAGGCCCUUUGAUGUGUAGUUCCGGCACCCAGUGGAAAGUGAUGGGCAUCGUUUCUUUCGGAAGAGGGUGUGGACGGCGAAGGGCACCGGGGGUCUACGCCUUCGUUCCUCCCUACGUCUCAUGGAUAAAUAGCGUCAGGUCAUGAUUGGCAGCAGUGACAUCAAUCAUCGUUAACGUUAUGAACAAAACCAUUUUCAACACUUUACAGGUUAGGUUGACAUCCUGUCAUGUGAAACGCAAUGACGUCAGAUGUAGAAAUAAAAUGGCAUAAUUGUAUUCCUGGCUUGUAAAUAAGCACUAGUCCAUAUAUCACCAUGCAUUGCAAAUAUCAUGGCACUGGUCCAUUGUUUGUUAAUUAAAGGAAAAUGACACUGGACCAUAACUCAUUAAUCAAUGCAAGUGUAAUGACACUGGUUCAUUGUUCUUUAAACGUAGAAAAUGUAAUGGCAUCGGUCUAUAGCUCAUUUAUCAUUGCAAAUGUAAUAGCACUGGUCUAUAGUUUAUUAAGCAUUGCAAAUGUAAUAGCACUGGUCCAUAGUUCAUUAAGCAUAGAAAAUGUAAUGGCACUGGCUCACAGUUCAUUGGGCAAAGCAAAUGUAAUCACACUGUCCAUAUAUUGAUAAGCGCACCAAAUGCCAUGACUUUGGUCCAUAGGUCAUUACGCAUAGAAAAUACAAUGGCUCUGAAUGAUUGACUAUUGAGUAGGGAACACAACUCAUUGUUAUCCCUUAAAACGAUAUCAUAGUUUGUCUGUUUUUAUAAAAUACAUGAACAUCAUUAGACUUAUA
Messenger RNA from Haliotis rufescens (red abalone), 2838 nucleotides. Its product is annotated as transmembrane protease serine 9-like. Lineage: Eukaryota; Metazoa; Mollusca; Gastropoda; Lepetellida; Haliotidae. The record is from RefSeq and is a predicted model, not a curated record. The coding region runs from base 255 to 2195 and encodes 646 amino acids. Gene Ontology annotation, biological process: proteolysis. The transcript has 15 exons. Gene Ontology annotation, molecular function: serine-type endopeptidase activity.